This is a messenger RNA of Styela clava, 1633 nucleotides long. NCBI's taxonomy places the organism in Eukaryota, Metazoa, Chordata, Ascidiacea, Stolidobranchia, Styelidae. The record is from RefSeq and is a predicted model, not a curated record.
UUCGUUGAUAAUUACAUUACUUAAACAAUAAAUCAUGGGGAAAAUGACAUUGGGGAAAAUUAGAAAAAGUUUUUCACAGAACACAUCAUGUCAUGGAUUACCUCAAAUGUACGUCAGUACAAACAAAUAUCAACGAGUAUUCUGGGGUUUGACGACACUGGGCGUGUUCGCGAUAUUGGUGGCAAUGCUCACGAUCAGAAUUAUGGAAUACAAUCAGAACAAAACGACCACAACAUUUUCGGAAAAAUACGUCGAAAAAAUGGAUUUCCCCGCCAUCACAAUAUGUAACUUUAACAACUUUUUCAACAUCGAAGAAGGAGAAGAACGUGAUGCUAUUGACGAAUUAGCCAAAGCAAAAGCGAGUGGCACUCCUAUUGAUUUCGAGAAAAUUGAGUACUUCGACACGGUCUACAACGGUUCAAUAAGAGAGUUUGCCAUUGAAAAAGGAUGGCAAAUGGACGAAGAUACUCUAGUUUACUGUUUUACCGAAGAUGAUGAAUGUUUACCGCAUAAUUUCACAUACAGUAUAACAGAAAUAGGAAAAUGUUGGACAUAUAAAAAUCCUCCAGCAACAAGGCGAGCUGGCACUCAUCAUGGAAUAUCAAUGGUUUUCAAUAUACAUCAAGAUGAAUAUUCAGAAAAUGUGGGGUGGGGAAAUUGGGAAGCCGGUGUCAAAGUUCAAAUACAUUCGCCUCACGACGUACCGGAAGUGGAUGAACUCGGGUUAGCAGUGCCUGUCGGUUACAUGGGAUUCAUUUCUGUAACUAAAAAGGAGGAAAAGAUAAUGUAUGAACCGUGGGGUGGAUGCCAACCAGACAACGAAGAGUUGCAUUUUUAUGACACCUACAGCAGACCAAACUGCUUCAAAGAAUGUUUCCAAAAUGAACUCGAAGAAUACUGCGAAUGUAAAAUGUAUUACUCUGAGAAUCCAUCGUUAACGCAAGAAUGCACACCCAGAGAAACAGUAGAUUGUCUCGUGAACAUCAGUUAUUUUGCUCGGAGUUAUCUUACACCUACAAAUUGUGAAUGUCAGCCACCAUGCCACAGUACGGUGUAUUCGUCAUCAAUAUCAUAUGCCAAGCUUCCCAAUAAGGCGGUAGAAGAUGAUGUAAACGAGGGCCAAGUUUCGGAUCUUGCAGGUAUUAACGUGUAUUUUGAGAGAAUGAGUUAUACAAUACAGGAAGAAAGCAAGGCCGUGACCAGGACAGGACUUCUAAGCGACCUCGGAGGACAGUUGGGUUUGUGGAUCGGCAUCAGUAUUGUGACUUUAUUCGAAUUCAUACAAUUUCUUCUCAUGUAUUGCUAUGAAAGCAUAGCAACAAAACUAAGAAGGAAGAAAGGAUCGCAGACAUCUAACGCAGCUCAGAGUACAACAAAUAAGAGUGACACAAGACUUGGCUUCAGUCAAGAUAAUGUUUAAAAUACUCAGUCUAGGCAAUGUACAUUACUGGGUAAAAUGAAACUGUUAUUUGAAAUAGAUAAGAAUACAAUUGAAAUGGAAUCUACAUGAUUUAUCUCACAAUAUUCAUGUAGAAUUUUAGAGAGAUUAGCAGUAACGCGGUAAAUUCAUUCAUGGUAAAUGUUAUCGCUAUUAUUAUUUUGGCAUUCCCGAACCACAAAUUUGUCUGUUACA